This is a messenger RNA of Drosophila mojavensis, 1395 nucleotides long. Its product is annotated as neuralized-like protein 2. NCBI's taxonomy places the organism in Eukaryota, Metazoa, Arthropoda, Insecta, Diptera, Drosophilidae. Gene Ontology annotation, molecular function: ubiquitin protein ligase activity. Gene Ontology annotation, biological process: intracellular signal transduction. The transcript has 4 exons. The coding region runs from base 1 to 933 and encodes 310 amino acids. The record is from RefSeq and is a predicted model, not a curated record.
AUGGAUGCCGUUGAUGACAACCACCAGGCGCCGCAUCUAGCCGACUUCGCCGGCAACAAUGAGGCGGACCGAGAACAGAUCGAUGCCGCAGCAAUUGUGAAUGAUGCAAAAAUCGCAACAACUGGUGCUGGUGUGUGGGAACGUCAGCUCUUUCGGUUUCAUCCAUACCAUGGCUCCAACAUACGCUUAGAUGACGAUGCAACAGUCGCCUUUCGACGCACUAGCUUCGCCGAUGCUCUCACCUUCUCCGAGCGACCGCUGGCGCCCGGCGAAAUAUUUCUGGUGGAGAUUGAAAAAAUCGAACGGGGAUGGUCGGGACACAUGCGACUGGGCCUGACGGAGCUGACACCAAACGUAAUUGGCAUGCGGAGCGAAGGAUUGCCGCACUUUGCGUUGCCUGACUUGGCCAAUUUAGGAAACAGCUGGAUAUAUCCGAUCUCAAAAUUUGAAAUGAAUCAACGUCAAGAGCAAGCCGGCGAAAAUGUCGAUUUUAUAGCCAAUGAGCCGCCCCAACGUAAUCUACUUGGUGAUGCAACGCAUGUGCGUACGCCGCGUGGCUUACUGCCCAAGAGACUGUUGCGUCCAUCGAUGGACAAUGGAAACUCGGAUAUACUGCUCACAGACAGAGGCUCGCGCAUUGGCAUCAUGUAUGUGCCCACAGAGACCGAUGCAUCCAAAGGCGAAUUACACUUCAUUAUUAAUGGCGUGGACAAGGGCCCAGUGUCAAAGGAAAUACCAUUAAAUAGGUCACCUUUGUACGUUGUUAUUGAUGUUUAUGGCACGACAAAGCAAAUACGCAUCAUACAACUGGAAGGCAUACUGUCCUUGCAGAGUGCUUGUCGCAAUGUUAUACUGGAGCACAUCGCAACCGGCUCCAUUGCGCGGCUGCCACUGCCCGAGAGCAUUAAGCGCUUCUUAUUGCGUCGAGAUUAGGAACUGAGACAAAGCGCACACACUCACACAUAAAAAGAAAAGGAAGCAAAACACACACUUUAUGUAAUAGAGUGUGUGCUGUUGCUCUGUACUGUUGUGCAUCAGCGUGCGUCGUGAUAGCCUGUUUACCCAUUUAUAUAUAUUUUAUACGCAUAUUGUAGACAGUUGAAGUUGAAGCUGUCGUUCAUUGACAUUUCAUUCCUCACAUGCGCCGUUGGCGCUCUCGACGUUACUUGCCCGCCCCCCUCAAAAAAAAGGCGGCUCUUGAUCGGAGAGGCAAAAUAGUUACUGUCAUAGUCUGUCAUCAUCUCCAUCUCUAGUUGCAUCUCGUCGACGGCGUCGAUGGUGGAUGUGUCAAGAAAUUUGUAUUUUCAUUCUGUAGAUAUAUCUUAUAAUAUUUUGGUUACGUGAUACCAGUUCUUUAUAUUUAUAUUUUAUAUACGUAGAUUAUGUUUAAAAGCA